AUAAUAAUCACAAACUUAUUAAUAAAUAACAAUUGAUUUGAUUGUAUAACCAAUUGGACGACAAUAAUGAGUGACAACAAUAAUAGUGAUAAUAUCAAUGAAAAUGAAAAGCAAUUACAAGACAUUGAACUGAAACGCAAACAAUUGACUCAAGACGAUGACACUGACCAACAAGUGAUCAAUGAAUCGGUGGUCAAAAAGCGCAAAGUAUUGCCAUAUGAAGACGUCUACAUUGAGAAUCUGUGUUCAAGUGAGUCAUAUGAGCGGUCAUUUAUGCACCGGGAUGUGGUUAGUCAUGUGUUGGCCACCACUACCGACUUCAUCAUUACAGCCAGUAUUGAUGGUCACAUCAAGUUCUGGAAGAAAUGUUCGGUUGGUAUAGAGUUUGUCAAACACUUCCGGACACAUUUGCAGCCAAUCACUGAUAUAUGUGUCAACUCAACCGGUACUUUGUUGGCCUCUGUAUCGACCGAUAGGACACUGAAAGUGUUUGAUGUGAUUAACUUUGAUAUGAUUAAUAUGAUUCGGUUAGACUAUAGACCACAUUGUGUCCAAUUUUGUCAUUCGGCAGGAGAUCCCAUUCCAGCGAUAGCUGUAUCCGAUACCGACAGCAAUAAGAUAUACACAUACGACGCCACUUCACCUAAUGUCACACUUAAUGUCUUUGACAGAUUGCACUCAAAUCCAGUAAUUUGUAUGAAAUAUAAUCCAAUAUUUUCAACGAUGAUCUCAGUGGACACCAAAGGAAUGCUUGAUUAUUGGAUGUCUCAUAAAAAUGAUUAUAAAUUUCCUGAAAAUAUUGUUGAAUUUGAAUCAAAACUGGACACCGAUUUAUAUGAAUUGGCUAAAAACAAGACAAUACCUCAUGAUAUCUGCUUUUCAAAAGAUGGUAAAUUGUUUGCUGCAAUUUGUUCAGAUCGUAAAGUCAGAGUUUUUAAAUUCAUAACCGGAAAACUGAUUCGUGUUUUUGAUGAAAGUCUUCAACAUUUAACUCAAUUACAACAGACAACACCACAACUUGGAAAUAUGGAGUUUGGACGGCGUAUGGCUAUGGAAAGGGAUCUCGAAAAAUCUGAUGCCUUUCGUUUUGAACGCAUUUUGUUUGAUGAAAGCGGAUAUUUCUUAAUAUAUCCAACACUUUUAGGCAUAAAGAUUGUCAAUUGGUAUACAAACAGAUGCGUCAAAUUGUUAGGAAAGGGCGAAAACUUUAGAACACUUAGUCUGGCUCUUCAUCAGACUAUUCCAAACAAAAGUAAAGCAGUGAUCAGUAUUGAGAUGAAAGCAAGUGAUAACCCAUCACUUGAUGCCUCACAUCCCGAUCCAACACUUUUCUGUACGGCCUUCAAGAAGAACAGAUUUUACUUAUUUACCCGAAGAGAACCUGAAGAGUCCAGUGAGACAACUGGUUAUGAACGGGACGUGUUUAAUGAAAAGCCUUCUCGAGAGGACAUAAUUGCAGCGACAGAAGCGCCGGCACAGCAACGCAUUUGGGAUAACUGUAUCAUUCAUACAACAAUGGGUGACAUUCAUUGUAAACUGUUUGGUAAAGAAUGUCCCAAAGCUAUUGAAAAUUUUUGUAUUCACUCGAAGAAUGGUUAUUAUAACGGACACAUAUUUCAUAGAGUUAUUAAACAAUUUAUGAUACAAACGGGAGACCCGACCGGCAAUGGAACUGGAGGUGAGUCCAUUUGGGGCGGAGAAUUCGGUGAUGAGUUUCAUCCCGAUCUUAAACACGAUAAGCCAUAUACACUAAGUAUGGCCAACGCGGGUCCCAAUACUAAUGGUUCACAAUUUUUCAUAACUGUUUUGCCAACCUCUUGGUUGGACAAUAAACAUACUGUUUUUGGACGCGUAGUCAAAGGUAUGGAAACGGUUCAGAAUAUAAGUAACGUUAAAACGCAUCCAAAAACUGACAAACCAUACGAUGAUAUAAGAAUAGUAAACAUAACUCUUAAAUAAUAUUUUAUUUUAAUUCAUUUAUAUGUCAUUUGCUAUCAUAAAUAAAUUAUAUUAACU
Messenger RNA from Oppia nitens, 2016 nucleotides. RefSeq names its product peptidylprolyl isomerase domain and WD repeat-containing protein 1-like. Gene Ontology annotation, molecular function: peptidyl-prolyl cis-trans isomerase activity; protein binding. Bases 67 to 1959 code for a protein of 630 amino acids. The transcript has a single exon. The record is from RefSeq and is a predicted model, not a curated record. Gene Ontology annotation, biological process: protein peptidyl-prolyl isomerization. NCBI's taxonomy places the organism in Eukaryota, Metazoa, Arthropoda, Arachnida, Sarcoptiformes, Oppiidae.